Labrus bergylta (ballan wrasse) is the source of this 387-nucleotide messenger RNA. The record is from RefSeq and is a predicted model, not a curated record. NCBI's taxonomy places the organism in Eukaryota, Metazoa, Chordata, Actinopteri, Labriformes, Labridae.
CUCAACCCCGGCAUCCAUCCCAGCAGAGGAGCGGCGGCAGCAUCUGGAGCGGAGGAUGCACUGGGGUCUCCCAGCAGGCCUGUGAAGAUGAGUGUGACCUCGUGGUUCCUGGUGAGCAGCUCGGGGACUCGACACCGCCUCCCCAGAGAGAUGAUCUUUGUGGGCCGAGAGGACUGUGAGCUCAUGCUGCAGUCCCGCAGUGUGGACAAACAGCAUGCCGUCAUCAACUACAACCCGACUACAGACCAACACCUGGUCAAAGACCUGGGCAGCCUCAACGGGACGUUUGUGAACGACCUGAGGAUUCCUGAUCAGACCUACAUCACCCUCAAACUGUCCGACAUCAUCCGCUUCGGAUACGAUAUCCUCCUGUGUUCUGGUUCAUAG